Molecule: messenger RNA, 369 nt
Organism: Penicillium canescens
Lineage: Eukaryota; Fungi; Ascomycota; Eurotiomycetes; Eurotiales; Aspergillaceae
Product: PaaI family thioesterase
Exons: 2
Source: RefSeq, a predicted model, not a curated record
ACACAUGGACUGCAACAUGUGCUUCUUCAAGGAUACACCCCCAUCCUCCAACUGAAUGAGGUAGGCAAUAAGGCACGCGCUGCAAUCGCCUUGUCACCAAGCCAGGGAUUAUGCUACUACCCGGGAAGCUCCACGGAGGGUAUAAGCCUCUUUGCCGAUUGCUGCAAGCCUGCGGUCACUGCAAGUCUCACGCUCAGCUAUCAACGGCCAGUGCCCCCAGACGCGGAGCUAUUCCUAGAAGCCUGGCCAACAAAGGUCAAUGGUCGGAAGAUUGAGAUGGAGGGUUCAAUCAGGAUACUGGACAGAGACACCCGCGAUAUGACCACAGUGGUCACAGCCUCUGCGCUAUUUAUUAGCCCUCGGAAGUAG